Molecule: messenger RNA, 4675 nt
Organism: Heteronotia binoei (common prickly gecko)
Lineage: Eukaryota; Metazoa; Chordata; Lepidosauria; Squamata; Gekkonidae
Gene: DGCR2
Product: DiGeorge syndrome critical region gene 2
Exons: 11
Coding region: 230-1891 (553 amino acids)
Cellular component (GO): membrane
Molecular function (GO): protein binding
Source: RefSeq, a predicted model, not a curated record
GUGCGUGUACCUAGAGCCGGGCAAGCGAGUGGCCGCUUGGCGCGCCAGUGGCGGCGGAAGGUGGCCUCCUGUGGAGAAAAAGGAAUUAUUCUCUUCGAGCCACCCUCGGGGACCCGGCUGCGAGGAAGAAACAAGGGACCCCGGCUGCGACGAGGCACCCUUCCCAUCCUUUCUCCUCCCUCCCAGGGGGUUUAUGGUGCUGCGCUGGGGGAGGAUGAACGGAGGAUAAAUGGUGCCCAAGGCAGACAGCGGCACCUUCCUCCUCCUCUUCCUCCUAGUGCUCAGCAUCACCGAGCCGUUGCGGCCAGGUUCACGAAUAGCUCUGGCAAGACUUCUUUCAGAGCUGCGCUGUGUACCAGGGCAAUUUGCUUGCCGCAGCGGGUCGAUCCAGUGCAUCCCUCUGAACUGGCAGUGCGAUGGAUGGCCCACCUGUGAGGAUGAGAGUGAUGAAGUUGACUGUCCAAAUUUUACCGGGGACCAGCGAAAUUAUCAUGGGAAAGAGAAUGUGGACUCCAGGCAUAAUCGUGGAAGAGGAGGUGACACAACCCGCUUUCACACUGUCAACGUGGCUCAGCCUGUUCGGUUUAGCAGGAAAUGCCCGUCAGGAUGGCAUCACUACGAUGGCACUGCCAGUUGCUACCGGGUGUAUUUGAACGGGGAGAACUACUGGGAUGCUGUGCAGACAUGCCAGAGGGUGAACGGCUCACUGGCCACCUUCACCACUGACCUGGAGCUCAAGUUCAUCUUGCAGCAGGAAUGGGACUCGGAAGAGAAGGCCUUUGGGAGGAAGGACCAACGGAGAUUAUGGGUUGGAUAUCAGUUUGUCAUCACGAACCGCAACCAUUCUCUGGAAGGUCACUGGGAAGUCGCCUAUAAAGGUUCAUCAGAAGUAUUCUUGCCCCCUAAGCCUACAUUUAGCGCGGCUGUGUCUGAAAAUGAAAACAUCCUUUGUGCCCAGUUUCAGUGUUCACACUUCCCGACCCUUCGGCACCGUGGUUUUCACAGCUGGUAUGCUGAAAACUGCUAUGAGAAAUCUUCAUUCCUUUGCAAAAGAAGCCAGACCUGUGUGGAUAUCAAAGACAACAUUGUGGACGAAGGCUACUAUUUCACCCCCAAGGGAGAUGAUCCAUGUUUAAGCUGCACGUGCCACAAAGGAGAGCCAGAGAUGUGUGUGGCGGCCCUGUGUGAACGGCCACAGGGCUGCCAGCAGUACCUCAAAGACCCCAAGGAGUGCUGCAGAUUUACAUGUUUAGAUCCAGAUGGCAACAGCCUCUUUGACUCUAUGGCAAGCGGCAUGCGUCUCAUUGUGAGCUGCAUCUCCUCCUUUCUGAUAUUAUCCCUGUUGCUCUUCAUGGUCCACCGGCUGCGACAGAGGCGUCGGGAGCGCAUAGAGUCCUUGAUCGGGGCGAACUUGCACCAUUUCAAUUUGGGACGCAGGAUGCCUGGUUUUGAUUACGGCCCGGAUGGUUUUGGAACUGGCCUCACUCCAUUACACCUUUCCGACGAUGGGGAGGGCGGUGCGUUCCAUUUCCAUGACCCUCCUCCACCCUACACGGCCUACAAAUAUCCAGAUAUUCAGCAUCCCGAUGACCCUCCUCCACCCUACGAGGCUUCCAUCAACCCAGAUGGCAUCCUUUGUUCUCCUCCAGAUGGCGUCCAUUCCCAGACAGGACUGACCAGCCAGCCGUCCCUAGGAAACGGCGACAUGUCACCCCAGCUCACGGAAGAGUCACUCCCUCCUUCGGUUGGCCCUUCCCCAGUGGAACUGGAAGACUCUGCCGACAGCAGUACCCUCCUUGUACCUCCUGAUACGCCCUUAAGUGAAAGUGCACCGGCAGAGACUCUGGCAGGAAGCCGACACAGUCACUGUUCCCUGAAUACCAUUGUAUAAAGGAAGAUUUUAAAAAGCUUACUGCCGGUCAGAAAUGAAUUUGAGCAACUGUUUGCACACCAGAGAUACAGAUGGACAAUAAUCCGUGGACCGAACUUCAGAAAUAAGCUCCACUUCUUUUUUCCCCUCCUUUUUGAACACUACUCUUCUGUUCUAGUUUAGAAUUGUGCCUCUUGGCUAUUGGUGUCAUUCUUUAUUCUGGUUGGGUUGCCCUCUUUUUAAAAAAAGGAAAAGGAUCAUGGAAGCUGCACCUUUUCCCCGCAGGCUAUAGGAAGAGUGUGAAGGAUUUUUUGUUUAAAGAAACCUUUUAUUUUUCAAGAGGAAAGAAAUGGCAUGGAUAGCUUUUGUUGUCCCCCCCCCCCCUUCCCUUUUUUAUGUUUUGGAAAGGAAAUCGUGAAAAAUUGUGUUGUAAGGAGACUUGGAAAAACAGCAACAGCUUCUGGACUGCAGUAUCUCAGGAAGCAGAUUUUGAAGAAAAGGGUAGAGAGCAGCCAGCUGUUAUGGAAUUUCUAACCAUCCCCAUGUUCUUGCGCUCAGUCCUCAAGGAGAGAAGGCUGGAGUUGGAACUUCCGGGUUGCGUCUUUAAAAAAAUAAUAAUGAUCCCUGGCUGAUUAAAACAUGAGCCAAAGAGAGACUCUUGAGGCACGGUUUGAUCAUAAUGUAGCUUGCAACACUAUCUUGAAGGAGGGAAUCAUGAGGGUAAAAGAGUAUGCCCGCUUAAGUGGUUUUUUGGGGGAGAGAGGAGGUAUGCAAAGUACAGAGAUGCCAAUGUGGAUUUGGCGAGGAACAACCUGUUCUGCUUUCCUGUAACACUGCAAGUCUUGCACUGUGGCUGGUAAACUUGGUGACCUGCGAAGAAAGGCAGGCCUCCGACAGGCUCUGUGCUUUUUAAGGUACAUGAGUGUUUGGGGAGGAGAAGGAGAUGGUGGUGUGGAAGUAGCCCCCCAGUUUUUUAAACUAACAAGCUCACCCAGUUUGAAUAGUCACUUCAGGUUCUUCUCUCUCCCCAUCCUCUCCCAGUUCUUCAUUUUAAACUGGUUAUCUUGUUCACUUAGGGCCAAACUACACGUUAUGUGUUUUGACAGGUAUGGCUGGGAUUCCCCAUACUCCUCUGGCUUUCCCUGCAGUCACAAACCUAAUCUGCGUAGAACUACUGUGUGGAUCCUGCCUUCCCUUCCACAGUGUUUUCCCAAGCUGAAACACCCACUCCAGGGAGCUAUUUGUGUACCUGGAGCUCCAUAUGGUGUAUAUCCAAUACAUGCUGCUCCAAAUAUAUGCAAAUAACUUCCUUCAGGGGAUGUUUCAGCUCAGGAAGACAGUGUGGAGGUGAAGACAGGAACCUCUGCUCACCUGCAUGCUGUGUUCUAAGCCAGGUUGGGCUUCUGGGGUCUUUAAAAACAUUUCCCCCCGCCGCUGCUGUUGCAACAACAGGGAAAGCAAGUCGAGUCCAGGGAGCCUCAGCCCAGCUCAUCAAAAGAUACAACGUGUAGUUUGGCCCUACUUACUGAAGCCUUAAACAAUCAACUUAAAUCAGACAGCGAGGAAUAUAUCGACUUGUGUUAACCCAACCAGCGGAUGUUGUUGCUAAAGAUGUUCACUCCCAUUGGGAACUGGAAUCAGAUAAUUGAUUCACACAUGUCUCCUACGUCUGCUUGGGUUCUUUGCCUUUUGCAGAACUGUCUCCAGGCUAGAGCGUGCAGCUGGAUUUGAUAGGAGGAAUCUGUGUGGGAUGUGCAUUCCUGUUGCCUUAUGAAAGGCAGCAAGCCUGGAGGGGAUCAGGAAGGAACAUAAGAGUAGGCAAGUGCUCCUCUGGACCGGUUCUACUCGCUAUCCAUCCCGGCUGGCUGUACACUUAACUUGUCAGGGUACCAUCCCAUUCUAGUUGACCCUUCCUGUAGUGUAAACACUACACAGGACUAGGUAUCCUUUUGUAUGCUCAAUUGGGGUAGGGUAGCUCUUGGUCAGAUUUCUGUGGGGGGAGUGUGUUGUUCACCACGCAGGAGAGACCACAUCUCGUUGCUAGAACACAUACCAAGGACUCCUGAUUCAGUCAGCAGUGAAAAGGAUCUCUAGUUGCAGUGUUGGCAAAAAGGCACAGAAGUUCAUUGCCAUUGUAGACUAUGGUUGGCUUGAUGGUCUGUCUAGGUUUAAGGCAGCUUCGUUACGUUAACAUAUCCGUUGAUGCCUGCAAACAAUCAUAAACCCACCUGAGAAAAUUCGCAAUGCAGCAAUCAUGCUGAUGUCUGAGUGCGUUAGGAAGUCUCAUUUAUGGGGCUAAUAUAGAGUGGGCCGUGGGCUAGGAUCACACAGUUCCUCCCCCUGCCCCCCAGCAGAGCUGACUCUCCAGAAGUUGCCCACCCAGGGAGAAAUGAUGGAACUUUUUCUUUGCAAAAAGACCCCAGAUGCAAUGGGGCAGUCUUUGGGGGAAGGGUUGUACAUGCCAUUUUAUACAUUGGCUGGCCCUGACAAAACAAAGGACCCUGUUAAAUAUGCUUGGGGUGGCUGUGGGAAUGGCUGCAUGACCGGAGAACAUCAGUCCUAUGACGUCCCCUCCUCCCCCAGCUGUCUUGAACGAGUGGUGCAAAGCGAGGAGAGCAGUUCUUCACCCAGAGGACUCUCGGCGGGGCCUUGGGCUUUGUGAACUGUAAGUCCUGAAUUGUCGGGUGAGCGGCCAACGGCUUCCUCUGGAGUCCUGUGUUCAUUGUCUGGCAAUUUACCAAGCGUUUCUGAAGUAUGAAAAAUAAAAGCGGGUUUUGUGCAUUUUUAGCACACUCAUAAGUUUUA